ACUGCCAUACAAGGACAGACACGUCAGGCCCGGUCCGAUAGCCAUAGACACUUUAUAGAACAUUUCAACUCACUCCAACUUGUUCCAAAAUCACCCUCCCCGGACUCGUAACACUAUUCGAGCUCCAACCCCGCCAGUGAAGCACUCCAAAGCUCCCCACGCGGGUCAGCAAGUACCCUGACCACUCCGCUACCAAAACUACGUCCAAAAAUAACUUGGUUGCACCCACUUGCUGCCUGCCUUGUCACCUCUACUUCUCUCUCUCUCCUUCCCCGCAGCCUCUUUAACCACCCCACCCACUCAUCACUCUUCCAUUCACCCUCACACGAUGGCUUCCAACCGCAACCGGCGAAUCGCAAAGGAGAUUGCCGAUAUCCAAAAUGACCAGCACUCCAAGAUUGUCGUCGAGCCAGCAGGCAACGGGGACGAUCUCACACAUUUGCGCGGCCAGUUUCUAGGGCCGCCAGACACGCCAUACGAAGGCGCAACCUACUUUGUCGACAUCAAGAUUCCAAGCGAGUACCCGUUCCGCCCACCCAUCAUGAAGUUUGAGACCAAGAUCUGGCACCCAAAUGUCAGCUCACAGACGGGCGCCAUCUGCCUAGACACACUCUCCUCGCAGUGGUCACCUGUCCUGACUAUCAAGUCUGCCCUCAUCUCACUACAGUCUCUCCUCAGCACACCCGAGCCAAAGGAUCCACAAGACGCCGAAGUAGCUGGCAUGCUCAUUCGCAACCCCGCCGAGUUUGAGCACAAGGCUCGCGAGUGGGCGGUCAAGUUUGCGGGUGCGCCCAAAAAGGAGAUUGCAGAGGGAAGCGGCGGUGCCACGGCAGCCUCCAUCAAGAAGAAGGCACAGCAGGCAAAGCAAAACGAAGAAAAGUCGAAGCUGGCUGCAUACAAGGGAUACAAUAAGGACCUCGUCAACCGCUUCGUAGCAAUGGGGUUUGACGUCGAAGCCGUUGUCGCCGCGUUUGAAUACGUUGGCAUUGACCGAAUGGGUGGCGAGGACUACGAGCUGGAAGAGGCUUACAUGGGCGACAUCACUGCACGGCUGUUUGGCGAAGCGUAGCCUAUCUCUCAGGCAUCUCUCAUUCAUGUUGCUAAUUCACUGUCUUGCUAUUACUGAAUAACCGAAAGUUAUUUUCUUGACUUUAGUUAGGGUAAGGAGUAUGGGCGUAUCACAACCCAUCAUGUUUGUUCUAUCAUUUGGCGACGGCGUCGGAUAUGGUGUAUGAGGGGAGGGACUUGGGUGUUUAGGGUAGUAAAGAUGGCGAAAUCGAAAUCGACACUGUAGACAAGGUCGGUUGGCCAACAGAGUCGUUCCAUUUGACUGGUCUAUGUGUGUAGUGAUAUGUACAGAUUGAAGUUGAAGUCAUUUGCUCAUUUUUCUCCCC
This is a messenger RNA of Pyrenophora tritici-repentis Pt-1C-BFP, 1394 nucleotides long. The record is from RefSeq and is a predicted model, not a curated record. NCBI's taxonomy places the organism in Eukaryota, Fungi, Ascomycota, Dothideomycetes, Pleosporales, Pleosporaceae.